Molecule: messenger RNA, 596 nt
Organism: Contarinia nasturtii (swede midge)
Lineage: Eukaryota; Metazoa; Arthropoda; Insecta; Diptera; Cecidomyiidae
Product: eukaryotic translation initiation factor 4E1-like
Exons: 4
Coding region: 33-596 (187 amino acids)
Biological process (GO): translational initiation
Cellular component (GO): eukaryotic translation initiation factor 4F complex
Molecular function (GO): RNA 7-methylguanosine cap binding; translation initiation factor activity
Source: RefSeq, a predicted model, not a curated record
ACUUUGUCGAUUAAACAUUCCACACUUUUGAGAUGGCUUUAAAUUUGGUUGAUUUAGGUGUUUCGAAUGUCAAAUCGGAAAUGUCGAAAGCGUGUUUGCUUAGAAGCGAAUGGUCAUUGUGGUACUUUGAAAAGGAAUGUGAUAAGUCAUGGGAACAGUGCUUUCACGAAGUGGCUGCUUGUAAAUCGAUUGAAGAAUUUUGGAUCCUAUUUAAUUCGAUCAAAUUGCCAACGGAAAUUAGUGAGGGCUGUAAUUAUGCACUGUUUCGAAGCACAAUACGUCCAAUGUGGGAAGAUGAACAUAAUCAAAAUGGUGGAAGGUGGGUCAUCACACUCGAAAAACGCGUUGAAAGCGACGAAGUCAGCCGACUAUGGUUCGAUACAUUGUUACUACUAAUUGAAGAAAAACUCUCAUGCACAUCAUCAAUAUGUGGCGUCAUUUUUCAUAAUCGCUGGAAAUUCACCAAAAUUGCCAUUUGGGUGUCAACGUCUGUUGCACAUGAAUUUGUUCGCCGAGAAAUCCGAUCUAAGCUUCGAUUAGCCGACUCUGUACCAUGCAUUUUUGAGAAACAUGGAUGUCAGCCGAAUGCAAACUAA